Molecule: messenger RNA, 2143 nt
Organism: Quercus robur (English oak)
Lineage: Eukaryota; Viridiplantae; Streptophyta; Magnoliopsida; Fagales; Fagaceae
Product: probable CoA ligase CCL5
Exons: 5
Coding region: 262-1926 (554 amino acids)
Cellular component (GO): peroxisome
Molecular function (GO): CoA-ligase activity
Source: RefSeq, a predicted model, not a curated record
AUUAAAUCAUGAGUCAAGACUAUAUAUAUACGGACAGGGACGCCUCAACAGAUCUCAUUCGUAAAACACAUCACCUAAAACCCAUCCAACGGCUGUAGAUAGUCCCUUUUUACGCCUCCGAUUCCGACCAAUGUAAACUCUUUCGACAUUUCCGAGUCCAAAGUCAAAUAUUCAAACCCCUCUAUAAAAAAACAGUGGGCAGUAGAAGAAGCUAAAAUAGCAGACACAACACAAAGAAGCAGAAAGAAGAUCAUAGAAAAUAUGAGUACCAUGUCUCACAAAAACGUGACCAUCGAUCCGAGAAGUGGUUUCUGCAAAUCGAAUUCUAUCUUCUACAGCAAACGGAAGCUGUGUCCGCACCCACCCAAUCAUUCCCUCGACGUCACCACUUUCAUAUCGUCCCGGGCCCACCAUGGCAAGAUCGCCUUCAUCGACGCCUCCACGGGCCGCCACCUCACCUUCUCUGAUCUCUGGAGAGCCGUCGAUUCCGUCGCCACGUGUCUCGCCGAUAUUGGCGUCAGAAAGGGCCACGUCAUCCUCCUACUGACUCCAAACUCUAUCUACUUCCCCGUCGUGUGUUUGGCUGUUAUGUCCAUCGGCGCCGUAAUAACCACCACGAAUCCCCUCAACACCACCAGAGAAAUCGGCAAGCAAGUUGCCGAUUCGAAACCGAUCCUCGCUUUCACGACUCGCCAACUCGUCCCCAAACUCGCCGAGUCGACUCUCCCUAUCGUACUCCUCGACGAAGACGAGCCUUCACAGCAGUAUGUUAAAAGCGCGAAAAUCUUAACCACUUUGAGUGAAAUGUUGAAAAAGCAGCCGAGUGAGAGGCGAGUCAGGGACCGAGUCAACCAGGACGACACGGCGACACUGCUCUACUCUUCCGGCACCACCGGAGCCAGCAAAGGCGUGGUGGGCUCGCACAAGAGUCUGAUAGCGAUGGUCCAAAUCAUACUUGGACGGUUCAACUUAACCGAAGGGGACCACAGGUUCAUCUGCACCGUCCCUAUGUUUCACAUCUACGGUCUAGCAGUGUUCGCUUUGGCACUGCUCGCAUCAGGAACAACGGUCGUGAUUCUCUCCAAGUACGAGAUGCACGAUAUGCUCUCAGCUAUCGAGAAGUACCGAAUCACGUACCUCCCGCUGGUGCCGCCAAUUCUAGUGGCGCUGGUGAACGGUGCCGAUCAGAUACGGUCGAAGUACGAUUUGAGUUCGCUGCAGUCGGUUUUGUCAGGCGGAGCUCCGCUGAGUAAGGAGGUGAUAGAAGGGUUUGCGGAGAGGUAUCCGACGGUGACUAUUCUUCAGGGGUAUGGGUUGACGGAAUCGACGGGAGUUGGGGCUUCUACGGACUCGUUGGAGGAGAGUAGGAGGUACGGUACGGCGGGGUUGUUGUCUCCGGACAUGGAGGGUAAGAUUGUGGACCCAGAGUCCGGUGAGGCGUUGCCGGUGAACCGGACCGGUGAGCUUUGGCUCAGAGGUCGCUCUAUCAUGACAGGUUAUUUUGGUAAUGCAGAAGCAACAGCAAAUACUCUUGAUGCAGAGGGAUGGUUAAAAACUGGAGACCUCUGCUACAUUGAUGAUGAUGGCUUCAUUUUUGUGGUUGAUAGGUUGAAGGAGCUGAUUAAGUACAAAGGAUAUCAGGUCCCCCCAGCUGAACUAGAGGCCUUAUUACUGACUCAUCCAGAAAUCCUGGACGCUGCUGUCAUACCAAUUCCUGAUAAGGAGGCUGGACAGUGUCCCAUGGCAUACGUGGUACGAAAAGCGGGAAGUAGUUUAUCUGACAGUGCAAUCAUGGAGUUCGUUGCAGGACAGGUGGCUCCAUACAAGAGAAUCAGGAGAGUGGCAUUUACAACUUCUAUACCCAAAAAUCAGUCUGGAAAGAUUCUUAGGAAAGAUCUGAUACAACUUGCAACCUCCAAACUUUGAAUUGUUUGGUCCCAGUAGCAGCUCCAUUUCUCUGGCUAAUUCCAAAUCCACGUUUGUAGCUUCCUAUUUUGGUAAUAAUUGAGGUUAAUUUAUGCUUCUAUUUUCUGUAAGAAGUCGACUUGGUUAAAAUAGAAAAGCCGCACCUACAUUUGUGGGACAUUCUGUAACUUCCCAAUUGGGAACUCUACAAAAUGGUAAAUUAUUGUGUUUGUGGACC